This is a messenger RNA of Arctia plantaginis, 351 nucleotides long. The record is from the annotation of a GenBank genome assembly. NCBI's taxonomy places the organism in Eukaryota, Metazoa, Arthropoda, Insecta, Lepidoptera, Erebidae.
AUGGCCAUCCUUGUCGGCGCGCUAGCAAUGCUGUUUGUUACAGUAUCUACUGCCCCAGUGGAGCCGGACGACGAGCAGUCAGAAAACACUAUUAUGACCCAUGCAGAUAGAGAUAUGGAGCUGCCAGGCUCAUGGGAUGCUAUCAAUACCGCUGCUCUGCGCAAACUGUUGUUGCAACUUGAUGCUGAGGACAGGAUGGGCAGGGUGAGCCGCUCAUGGCCGCAGCCGGAGCCUCGUGGUUGGGCACUCCGCGCUAUGGAUGGACGCCUGGCACGCCAGUGGCGAGCAGACAAGAGACAGGUUCGCUUCCGUCAGUGCUACUUCAACCCUAUCUCUUGCUUCCGCAAGUGA